Syngnathus typhle (broad-nosed pipefish) is the source of this 1412-nucleotide messenger RNA. RefSeq names its product ER membrane protein complex subunit 3-like. Gene Ontology annotation, cellular component: EMC complex; membrane. The record is from RefSeq and is a predicted model, not a curated record. Gene Ontology annotation, biological process: protein folding in endoplasmic reticulum. Bases 152 to 937 code for a protein of 261 amino acids. The transcript is spliced from 9 exons. Lineage: Eukaryota; Metazoa; Chordata; Actinopteri; Syngnathiformes; Syngnathidae.
GUAUGAACAAUCUUUGUAGCGGCUGACUUGACUUCGUCUUGAACGUGUACGAGGGUGGCCUGACCGGAGUCCCCGUUCUGCGACUUCUGGCGCUUCGUAACAUUUUGAACUUCAUUCAUGUGAGCAUCAAGGCGAGUCUGCAGAGUGCGCGAUGGCCGGCCCAGAGCUCCUGCUGGACUCCAGCAUCCGUUUGUGGGUAGUGCUGCCCAUUGUCUUCAUCACUUUCCUGGUGGGUGUCAUCCGCCAUUAUGUCACUCAACUGCUGCACACUGACAAGAAGGUGGACCUGGAGCAGGUUUCUGACAGUCAGGUGCUCCUGCGCAGUCGCAUCCUCCGAGAAAACGGCAAAUAUAUCCCCAGACAGUCGUUCACAAUGAGGAAGCACUACUUUAACAAUGAGGAAACAGGCUUCUUCAAGAAGGUUAAGAGAAAAGUCAUUCCCAAAAACCCAAUGACAGAUACGAGCAUGCUGACAGACAUGAUGAAAGGAAACCUGACUAACGUGCUGCCCAUGAUCGUGAUCGGCGGCUGGAUCAACUGGGCCUUCUCCGGAUUCGUCAUAACCAAGGUUCCGUUCCCGCUGACACUGCGGUUCAAACCAAUGUUGCAACGCGGCAUUGACCUGCUCACGUUGGAUGCGUCCUGGGUGAGUUCUGCCUCCUGGUACUUCCUUAACGUGUUUGGCCUGCGGAGCAUGUACAGCCUCAUCCUGGGACAAGACAAUGCUGCCGAUCAAUCGCGUGGCAUGCAGGACCAGAUGACGGGUGCCGCCAUGGCCAUGCCCCCGGACCCCAACAAGGCCUUUAAGAGCGAGUGGGAGGCGCUGGAGAUUGUGGAGCACAAGUGGGCGCUAGAGAACGUGGAAGAGGAGCUCAUGGCUCGAGAGCUCAACUUUGCAGAGGUCUUCAGCCAGGACUUGAAGUCCACUGUGUUUUAGAGGAAGGCGUUAGAACAGGGCUGGGCAAAGUGUCGCCUGGGGGCUCUCUUUCAUCUGGCUCACUGUUAUUUAUUUUGUAAAAAAAAUUUAAAUAAAAAUAUAAAAUAUAAGCAAUGGAAGUCCUUUUUUUUAAUAUAUUGUAAAUAUGUGAAAUGAACUUUCAUUUUUUUGUUAGAAUUACAUUCAUUAAAAAUAAAAUGAUUAAAUGAGCCUAAAUUAUUUUGUUAAAACACUCAUUGUACACUAAAUGGGUGCGACUCAUUUACAGUGAGUCAAUUAAGGAUUUUAUUUAGUAACUUCAGAAAAUACAAAAUGUUUAUUUUUUUAUUGCUUUUAAAAAUGGGGGCUUAAUGUAGGAAUGAGCUGGCCCAACUAUCAAAAUCAAAUUUGGCUCUCAAAAAUGUGCCCAGCCCCGUUCUUGAAGCUGUUACCUCUCACUUGUCAGAAAUCAGAGAUAAAUAAUCUGAUUAAUCAA